Molecule: messenger RNA, 1872 nt
Organism: Biomphalaria glabrata
Lineage: Eukaryota; Metazoa; Mollusca; Gastropoda; Planorbidae
Product: calmodulin-like
Exons: 5
Coding region: 156-626 (156 amino acids)
Cellular component (GO): myosin II complex
Molecular function (GO): calcium ion binding
Source: RefSeq, a predicted model, not a curated record
CAAGAAGUAUCACUCCUGUCUAUUUAUACCCUCUAUUAAACUUGAAACUAAGACUUCCUAGAUGAGCUAGAGUGCGGAAUAAUAAUUUAGAUAUAGAUCUAAAGACUAAAGUGAAGAGUCUAAAUCUACAUAAUACACCGUAAUUCAUAAUCAUUAUGGCACAUUACUUUAGUGAGGCACAGAUUGAUGCUUUUAAGGAGUGUUUUUUUUUCCAUGCCAAAAAAGGCUAUGUUUCCAAUGAAGGAGAGCUUUCCAUUAUUAUAAGAUCACUAAACUUUUGUAUCACAAAAGAUGAAGUCCACAAAUACUUCUCAAAAGCAUCAUCAGUAAAUAAAUUUAAUUUAGAUGGACGAAUUGAUUUUGCCUCCUUCCUAAACAUAAUGCACAGUCAUUCCCAAGUUGAAAAUAAGCAGAGAGAAUUAAAAGCAGCACUUGUUGCACAAGAUAGAGAGAGGAAAGGCCACUUGAAUGCUGCAGAACUGAGGCACAUUCUGACAAAUAUUGGAGAAAAGCUGAGUAACAAAGAAGUUGACUCAUUAUUUUCUGAAGCUGGUGUGCAUUCUAAUGGUCAUGUUAACAUUUCAAGCUUUGUUGAGAUUAUUAUGACUCCGCAGGCAGAUUACUAAUAAGAAAUGUCAUUAAUAUGAAAUGUAAUAAAUUAUAUGUAGUAUAGAAGUUUAGAUGAAAGUAUCAAAAUAGAGUAAAAAAAAAUAAUGUACAUCUAAACAUGAUUGUUUUUUCAUAUUAUAAAUAUAAUACAUACAAAUAUUUAAUUAUUCUAUUUUGACUAGAAUAUCUUUUUUUUUAAUUUAAAAAUGUUUGUACUGUGUACCUAUUAUGCAUCUGAUAAUUUUUUCUUUAAUUUGUUUUUCCAUAUUUAUUCAUCUUUUGUUGACUACACUUAAUGUAAUUUAAAAAAGUAAUUUUUGUUUGUAUCCAUCACUAUUUCUCUACACCACUACUUGAGACAGGAAAGUUGGGGGCCAGCAGGUAGGCUCAUGAAAAACAUUUAGGCUGAACAAGACCUUAAUAUUAGUCAUUUUAGCCUAAGGUUUACUUACAUGUUUUAAAACAUAAAAAAAAACAGAUUGUAGAGUAAGGAAACAAAUUUGUUUUCAUUUUUUUAAAGAAUGGUCUAUUUAUUGUUGUGAUUUGUUGAAGAGCAUUCUCUUUUAUAUUACUCAUUCUGAAAUUGAAGAAGCCAGACAUGGGCAAACAUUGUAUGCACCUACUAACCAUCAGGCUUAAAGCUAAACAUUAUUAAAUUGUCAUUGACAGAACUCUUUAAGACUUAACAAGCAAAUAUUACAUGUACCAUACUUUUAAGCUGAAUAUCCCAACUCAUCUCAAAGUUGAAAUGUUAUGAGCCUUGCCUAAUCUUUUGGACACACAAAGGAAAGGGUGGAAGAGUCUUUAUUUGUGCAUCAUUACAAAACAAUUUUCAAAGAUGUAGUGCACAUUUUCACAUAUAUAUUUAUAACAUGUGUCAUGAUGGUUGUACUUUGCCCACCUCUGAAAUUGGCUUAUUAAGUCUUUUUUUUUUUUUAAUUUUUAUUUUAGAAUAUUACCAGUAUUUAAAAAUUUCAAUAUUUUGAUAACAUAACCAUUUCAAGGCAUAGUUUAUCUGGCUUAAUAUGAUAUUUCAAAAUGUUGGUUUUAACUUUCAUGAUUAUUUAUUGCUUGAAUGAUUGUCUUAGCCUUGUUGUUAGCUUGGUCAAACAAACUCCUUGCCUAUGUACUUCAAACUUUUACAUUCCAAAAGAAAUUUGUGAUGUUUUUUACACUAUACUUCAUAUCAAGAGUUUUGAUUGGAACAUUCCAUGAUGUUAAAGCUUUCUAAUACAGUACAUAAAUAAAAAUGGCUGUGUAAUA